AUAAAAACAAAUUAUAAGGAUUCUGAGAAUUUUUUAAAUAAAUUUCUAAUAAAACUAACUAGUCAAUUAAUAUCGUAUAAAUUUAUAACAAUAUUUAAUAAAAGUGAUUAUUCUAUAAGAGUAUAAGUAAUUUUUUUAGGGAAAAAUUACAGGAGCAGCAGCAAGGACAUCAAGUAUAACACACGGACAGACAUACCGAUACCAUAGACAAAACAUUAAUUGGUUGUUAAGGGUGAAGGUGGCACCACUCGCAAACAAACAACAACUUCAUCAUCAUCACGACUAUUGGCAAUUAACGAAAAACUAAUAGCAGGUUGACAGGCAGACAUCAACCAGAAACAUUCUGGAGAAGGGGAGCAAUGUUUAAAUUUGAAUAGAAGUGGUAAAUAAUGAAAGCAAACAAAAGCUAAAGAAGUAAAGCCACAUUAAGUCAAGUGUUUAAUAAAAAUAAUUGGAUCUCUAAGAAAGAGAAAUAUAGAAAAAAUAAUUUACUAAAUUUCAAAAGACAAAAAGCUUAAGCAAUAAAAAUCACAAGUGUCCAACACACAUACAAUACAGUUCUUCAUUUCGUGGCACUAAAAAGUGAAGCAAUUCAAUAAAUUUCUGUAUUUAGCCAGACUAAGGGCGUACGGGGAGGUUCCAAGCAAAUGUUUUAAAGUUUAUUUAACAACUUUAAAGAUAGUUUUAUGGUUUUUAUUGAAUAUCAAUAAUAUCGUUGAGGAUUUGUCAUAUUUUGUAAUUUUGCCAGCAUGAGAAUACACUUUCGUGAACAGUAUGGCACUAGAGGUGAAGAAAUACUCUAUGUUACACCAGCCGAACAAAAAUCAAUUGUCCGUGUACCACUAAGGAGUGAAAAUAAAGCGGUUAUACAUGAAAAAUUCUUUUUAUACCGUUUAUUCCAGCAAAUAUUCCUACCCAAAGGUUAUCCCGAUAGUGUAAGUGAUGAUUAUGCUGCUUAUCAAAUUUGGGACACUGUUCAGGCAUUUUGUAGUACUAUUUGCGGGACUCUCUGCACACAUGCUAUACUAAAGGGUCUUGGAGUUGGUAACGAAAACAUAAAUGCCUACUCAGCUACAGUAACAUGGAUUUUAAAAGAAGGCAGUGGACAUUUAGGACGCAUACUAUUCUCUUGGUGGAAAGGUGCCCAAUUGGAUAUAGAUAGUAAAAAGUGGCGUUUAAGAGCAGAUUUUUUAAAUGAUUUAGCAAUGGGUAUAGAAAUUUAUGUGCUUCCAAAAUACACCCAUUUGGGUACACAAAUUUUAUGUGGGACAACUGUUUUAAAAGCCAUAGUAGGAGUGGCAGGUGGCGCUACGAGGGCAGCUUUGACUCAACACCAGGCAGUACGUGGUAAUUUCGCUGAUGUUAAUUCAAAAGAUAGUUCGCAAGAAACUUGUGUAAAUCUAAUAGCCUCAUUUGUGGGUUUAUAUUUAUUAACUGCCAUUAAAACUCCAGGAGUACUCUAUGGCGUUUUUUCUGUGGUCAUUUUAUUACAUUUGUAUGCCAACUUAAAAGCAAUUAAGUCCAUAUGUUUGAAAACAUUCAAUGAAUCUCGUUAUUUGAUAGCUUUAGAAGAAUUCUUUAGAUCUGGACGUAUGCUAACACCUCAACAAGUUAACAAAUUGGAAAGAGUUACUUUGGGCCAAACAGUAUCCGUAUCGUUAAAUAUACGUUUAGGUUUAUCCAUUAAACACCUGAUAGAUGAAUAUCAACAAAGUCAUAUUAUUGAUAAUAUUGUUUCAUCAUUUGAUCCUCAUGAACAUUUUAUUAUUGCUGAAAGUAAAAAGUUUCUAGGAGUGUAUUUUCAUUUCGAUACAAUGCCUCAGGAUGUAUUGAAGGCAUAUUUCUUUGCCGUAUCCUAUUUACAAGAUCGCAAUCAAAUUAAGGAAAAAUACUGGGAAGUACAAAGUAAAUGGCAAGAGUUUUAUAAUUUAGCACAACAAGAAGGUUGGUUAACCUCCCAACAUUUAUUAAUGGUAGAUGAAUAUCGUUUGAAUUGGAAUGCCUAGAAUUAUCAUCAACACUACUAAUACAGUAAGUAAGUAGUUUGUCAUUUAUCAAAUAUCUUAAAUUAAUUUUAAAUAAAAUAUUAAAUAAUAUUUUUUAGUAAUUUAAUUUGAUUAGAUUUAUAAUUAUUGAUAUUUAAAAUAGUUUUAAUUACUAUUUUAAUUCAUAGUAGAAUUUGUUAUUAUUUAAAAUUAAAACAGUUAAAAAGUGCAGGAAUGUAAAAUUUGGUUUACAAGUCCGACGUAAUUCAAUACAAAAUUGAAAAUGUUUGCAGUUUUUGAAAAUAAAAAUUCGAAUAUAUUUUCUUUUGUAUUAAAUUACGGCAACAAUCUUAACUUUAUGUUUCUAUUUUGUUUCCUUUGAUUUUCAUUAAUUUUAUUUAAAACUAAAUUAAUGCAAAAAUUUAAAAAAUAACUAAAAUAGAAAUGUAAUUGGUUUAAAAAUAAACGUUCUUUUGAAAUUUAGCUGUUUUUAGUUUAACAACAUUUUAAUAAUCUCUCAACCAUAAAUCUCAUUUUUAACUUUACAAAUUAGUUGGCUUACAAUAUUUAAACGAUUUUAUUAUAAUUUAAAAAAAUUUAUACAUUCCAUUAAAUUUUAAAUUUAUAUUUUAGUUAAAUUUUAUUUUUUGAACAUAAUUUAGUAAAAUGUUAGUAUAUUAUAAAAUUAUUAUACUUAAAAAAACAUAUCUAUUUAAAUAAAAAAAUAUAUAGUUAAAAUCUAUAGAGUGUAUUGUAAAGUCUAGUUUUCUAUUGAACUAUUAAGAAAUUUCAUUUGUUUUGGUUGAAUUUCUAAUAAAAACUUCCAAUUUGUAUGCAACAUUUCUGCCUUAAAAAUUGUGUAAAAUGUAUAGAAAGUAUUGAAUAGCAAUUUAGUGAAAAAAAUACUUAUUAAUUUCCCAACCCAAACUAUUAACUAAAACUGUUUCUAAUUAAACAAAAAAUAGAAAGAAAGCAAAACGAUUUUAAAGAGCAAUAUAUUAGUUAUAUGUAUGUAAAUUUAAGAAUUUAUGUAGUAAAUAAAUUUAAGCUUUCAAUAAAAAAUUUUAAAUAAAAAUAUGUAGAACAACCUGUAUUUAAUUAACAAUUCCCUCAAUAACUUUUAAAAGUUAUAUAUUAAAAAAAAUCAUCUUAAAAUGGGCAUUUAGUCAUUCAUAAUUACUCAUAAUUAUAAACUUAAUCGGAAUAAAGUUUUCAAAUUAACUAUUUUCUUAUAUCCCUUUACAAAAUAAACAACAUUUAAUAAUAAAAAUAAAGCUAAAACAAAUUUACACAUUAAAUAAUAAUUACAAUAAGAUACAUGCAUAGUAGUUGUUUAUUAUUAACACAUAUUUUUGCUUUCUUAACACAAAAACUCUACGUAGAAGUAACGUUCUUAAAUGCAGUAAUAUUGUGCUACUGUAGAUAAGAGUUUAACGAAUGAAAAUAGCACUGUAUUAAGAUAAACAGUUACAAGUUAUUCAACCAUUAAGCUACAAGUUUACUGCAUUUUCGAACGCAUUUAUUGUCUAAUAUUUAUUUAUAAGAUUGAAAGAAAAUAAGUGUAAAAUUCAUUAUUAUUUGCAUUAAUUUAUAUUAAAAAAAAUGAGUAUUUUUUGCUUACAUAUAUGUAUAUCACCAAUUUAAAACUUGUUUUAUU
This is a messenger RNA of Lucilia cuprina (Australian sheep blowfly), 3642 nucleotides long. RefSeq names its product RUS family member 1. The transcript has 7 exons. Bases 750 to 2006 code for a protein of 418 amino acids. The record is from RefSeq and is a predicted model, not a curated record. Lineage: Eukaryota; Metazoa; Arthropoda; Insecta; Diptera; Calliphoridae.